AUGGCAGAAGAGGCUCAGGGACUGUUCUUAGUCACUGCCAAGAUGUGGUGGCGUUUCAGCAGCCAUGGCAUCAUCCAGGUGGGUGCUACAUGUUCGGCAAUGGAGGACCAGUACCUAUGGAGGAGCGGGUCCUAUGGAGGACCAGUACCUAUUGAGGAGCGGGUCCUAUGGAGGAGCUGGUCCUAUGGAGGACCAGUACCUAUGGAUGACCAGUACCUAUGGAGGAGCGGGUCCUAUGGAGGACCAGUACCUAUGGAGGAGCGGGUCCUAUGGAUGACCAGUACCUAUGGAGGAGCGGGUCCUAUGGAGGACCCGUACCUAUGGAGAAGCGGGUCCUAUGGAGGACCGGGUCCUAUGGAGGACCGGGUCCUAUGGAGGACCAGUACCUAUGGAGGAGCGGGUCCUAUGGAGGAGCGGGUCCUAUGGAGGACCAGCACCUAUGGAGGAGCGGGGCUACUUAAUGGUAGAUCCCUUACUUCAAAGGCAAAUAUAGUCAGGGAACUAAUCACUGAUCAUAAUCUUGAUGUGAUUGGCCUGACUGAAACAUGGCUUAAGCCUGAUGAAUUUACUGUGUUAAAUGAGGCCUCACCUCCUGGCUACACUAGUGACCAUAUCCCCCGUGCAUCCCGCAAAGGAGGAGGUGUUGCUAACAUUUACGAUAGCAAAUUUCAAUUUCCAAAAACAAAAAUGACGUUUUCGUCUUUUGAGCUUCUAGUCAUGAAAUCUAUGCAGCCUUUUAUAGCUACUGUUUACAGGCCUCCUGAGCCAUAUACAGCGUUCCUCAUUGAGUUCCCUGAAUUCCUAUCGGACCUUGUAGUCAUAGCAGAUAAUAUUCUAAUUUUUGGUGACUUUAAUAUUCACAUGGAAAAGUCCACAGACCCACUCCAAAAGGCUUUCGGAGCCAUCAUCGACUUUGUCCAACAUGUCUCUGGACCUACUCACUGUCACAGUCAUACUCUGGACCUAGUUUUGUCCCAUGGAAUAAAUGUUGUGGAUCUUAAUGUUUUUCCUCAUAAUCCUGGACUAUCAGACCACCAUUUUAUU
Molecule: messenger RNA, 1044 nt
Organism: Oncorhynchus masou masou (cherry salmon)
Lineage: Eukaryota; Metazoa; Chordata; Actinopteri; Salmoniformes; Salmonidae
Exons: 2
Molecular function (GO): catalytic activity
Source: RefSeq, a predicted model, not a curated record